Prunus avium (sweet cherry) is the source of this 2101-nucleotide messenger RNA. RefSeq names its product tubby-like F-box protein 3. Gene Ontology annotation, molecular function: protein binding. Lineage: Eukaryota; Viridiplantae; Streptophyta; Magnoliopsida; Rosales; Rosaceae. The record is from RefSeq and is a predicted model, not a curated record.
AGCUUGGAUAAGAGAGUGUACUCGUAACAGGAUCUAUCAUUCAUCACCCAUCACUUGUCUCGGGGACUCUAGCACAGACAGCAAAACACUGAUCACCAAACCCUAAUUUACAGCCCUCGGCGCUUACAUUCAUUUGUCAACCUUGGAAAAUGGGUUUCAGUCCCUCUUCCUGACUCAAAAUCUGGUAUUUACCAGGCGUUGUAGAUGUUCCUGUAAGCUGGUUUCCGAGGUUUGUGUGGUUCAAUCUCUGUAAAAGUGUAAAGCUUUCAUGGGUUAUCAGGAAUGUUUGGCAUUCAGUUUAUUUUAGGGUGUUUUUUGAAAGUAUUUCUAGAGAGAUCUAUGGAAAAGUGACAAACUUUGAUUGGAUUUGGCGGUUUAUCUUAGUUGAUCUAUUGUUUUUCGGUUAUUGGAUUUAUCAGUGUAGUAUAUAUCGGUUGAGUAUAGUUUUUGUAGAUCUACAAACAGUGCAUCAGUGGCUGAAAACUGUGUAUAUAAGACCUUGGGUUGAAAAAUGGAGUGCGGAUGUAACAUUUUGUGGUGAAUUGUGCUGAUUGAUAUUCACAUUUGAGGGAAGAAAUUUUUUAUCAACGGUUGUCCCCUUUGAUUAAAAGUAAAGGUUUUAGCAUUUCAGGCUUCUGGGAUUUCAGUGAUGUCUUUGAAGAGUAUAUUUCAGGAUAUGAAAGGUGAGUUUGGGAGCAUUUCUAGGAAAAGCUUUGAUGUGAAAUUUGGUAUAAGAUCAAGGUCUCAACGGGUGGUUCAGGAUACCACCUCAUUUCGAGUUGAUGCUUUGAAGCAGAGUUGUUGGGCUAACAUGCCACCGGAGCUUUUGAGGGAUGUGUUGAUGAGAAUAGAGGCAUCUGAUGAUACAUGGCCUCCGCGGAAAAAUGUAGUUUCUUGUGCUGGUGUUUGCAGGAAUUGGAGAGAAAUCAUGAAAGAGAUUGUGAAAUCCCCAGAAGUUUCGGGCAAGCUGACAUUUCCAAUCUCUUUGAAGCAGCCUGGUCAAAGGGGAUCCCUUCUUCAGUGUUAUAUAAAGCGGAGUCGUAGCAACCAGACAUAUUAUCUUUUUCUGGGUUUAAAUCAAGCCUCAACUGAUGAUGGGAAGUUCCUUCUUGCUGCAAAAAAGUGUAGACGCCCAACCUGCACAGACUACAUCAUCUCUGUAAAUGCUGAGGAUGUGUCAAAAGGGAACAGUGGCUUUGUCGGAAAGCUCAGAUCAAAUUUUCUGGGCACUAAGUUCACAAUCUAUGAUGCGCAACCUACUAAUACUGGAGCCAAAGUCACUAAAUGUCGUUCAACCAGGCUUGUAAAUAUGAAACAAGUCUCCCCCAGGGUUCCUGCUGGCAACUAUCCUGUGGCCCACAUUGCUUAUGAGUUGAACGUCUUGGGUUCCAGAGGUCCGAGGAGAAUGCAGUGUGUAAUGGAUGCCAUCCCUGCCCGUGCUGUUGAGCCAGGAGGCGUGGCACCCACACAGACUGAAUUUGUGCAUAGCAACCCAGAUAGUUUUCCAUCUAUCCCUUUUUUCAGAUCAACAUCAACCCGGAUGGAGAAUUUCGAAUCUGGCGAGAAUGGAGGUAUGCUGGUAUUGAGGAACAAGGCGCCUAGGUGGCAUGAACAACUCCAGUGCUGGUGUCUCAACUUCAAUGGACGAGUAACAGUUGCUUCCGUCAAGAAUUUUCAGCUUGUUGCUUCCCCAGAGAACGGAGUUGCUGCUGGCCAGGAGCAUGAGAAUGUCAUCCUCCAGUUUGGAAAAGUGGGUAAGGAUGUAUUCACCAUGGAUUAUCAGUAUCCAAUCUCAGCCUUUCAGGCAUUUGCAAUUUGUCUGAGCAGCUUUGACACCAAGAUUGCUUGUGAAUGAUUGGCAAGCGCUAAGCAGGUUGCAAUCCACAGUCGUAAUGCUUGGAAUUCCAGUAGUCUGUAUUUAAAUCAAAACCUGUUUCCUUUUUUCUUUUUAUCCUUUUCCUUUUCCUUUUCAGAAGUGCUUUUCGUAUUCUAAAGAUAUGCAAAAUCUUUCACGUUACAGUAUUUUGCUUAAACAUUAUUUCCCUUCAUAUCUAGAAUGAUAAGCCUCCUGUCUUUUCUGUUUGGUUGUAAAUACGAGAAA